Messenger RNA from Schizophyllum commune H4-8, 764 nucleotides. RefSeq lists its product as uncharacterized. The record is from RefSeq and is a predicted model, not a curated record. Lineage: Eukaryota; Fungi; Basidiomycota; Agaricomycetes; Agaricales; Schizophyllaceae. The transcript is spliced from 5 exons. Bases 168 to 710 code for a protein of 180 amino acids.
GUUGUUCUCGACUAUCGACCAUACCAGCCACCCACUGACGCCCAUAACAUGACAGCUUCCUUGCGCUCGACCACGACGGCGACAACGGCGACGACGACGACGACCGCGACGAGGGAACGUUGAGCGCGGCCUGCGCGCGGGGACGUGGAUAGCGCGCGGCAGUCGAGAUGACUGGACGGUGGCGAGGCAAUGGUCAAGCGGCCUCGACGACCAACAUCGAAGACCGCGCAUGGUUAGCGCGACGCCGGGCGCGGAGACCUGGUCGACUUGACGGCUUUCGGUCGGAUUUACGCACCGCCCGCUUGUCCUCCCCGACGCGCCGACCUCGACGCGUGUCUUCAACCAUAGCACACGCACGACGACGACGGGGACCGCGCGCUGCAACGAGGAUCGCAUCCGCGGCCGUUCGUCGACUGCCGUCGAGAGAUAUUCUUUCGCCACCUCUACCCGCAAUCGCAUCGGCACAUCGGCCAAGAUGUGCUUCGUCAAGAGAUUCAAGGUUCGGCAUGCGGACAUACCCCCUUUUGAGCGAAGGGCACGCCGAGAAGGAUAGCAGCGAAGGGGGUGGGGGAGAUGGAGAGGCCCCCUUCGACGGCGCUUUCGCGAGGGAGGGUGGGGGAAAUGGAGAGGCCCCCUUGGACGGCGCCUUCGGGGAAGGGUGGGGGGAGCAGAGGGAGGGGUGUUUCCCUCGGGAAGGAAGUCUUUUUUGACCUGGUGUCCGUGGACUCGAGCGCGCGCCCUCGAAAUCAACGCCGCCCUUAAUU